AUGGCAAAUGUGGCACCAGCAGAGCUUGCCAAGGAGUUCAGGAGCAUGCUGAUGAAAGUUGCCCAGAAAUUGACAGCGGAUGAGAUGUCACGAUUAUCCUAUGAAGAAGGGUUCACUCUGGAGCUGCCCCCAGGCUCCACUGGACUACAGGACAUGAGGGUCCACUUCUUACACAAGUUGGAAGCCAAGGGCGUCUUCAGUCCCAAGAAUCCUGACGGUUUCACUCGCGUACUCAAGCGAUUAUCCAGAGAAGAUUUGAUAGUGGAGGUGAAUAAUUACAAACUGAACCAUCUCUUCGUAAAACCCACAAAGAAAACCACGACAGAGAACCCUCAAGACAACCUUGAGGAUAUGUUUGCACUGGCCAUAACCCACGCCAGCAACUUGAUGUCAGGGUUGGAGGAACUUCGUGAGCUUAUACAACAACCCAUACCCAGAGAGAGGCUAGCGGCAGUCACUCCUCAAGUCAAGGAGGCCAUACUCAUGUUGUCCAAAGAGGAGCAAGCUGUGGUAUCCGUUUGUCAAGCCAUGAGAAAGGCAGCUGCUGACGCUGGUGUUAGAUUUCCUGCUCAUGCAAGCGCUCAGCACAGCUCUAGUGGGGGCAAAGGAAAAAAGAAGAAGCCUGAAACGUUAAUGAAACCUAAGUUCUACAAGAAACCACUAUCACAGAGCCUGUCUGUUGGUUUUGGAGCUACUGUCGCUUACAGACAAGAUGAUGGAGAAAAUUACGAUGAGAUUGUUUCCAUGUCAACCUUGGGUCAGGCAUAUGAUACGUACGACCAAGUUCCCAUCAGAAACCGCCCACUUUUGGAUUCUUCCCGCAAGGCACACGUGCCUCCACAAGGUUUCUGUGACAAUGCUGUCGACCCCUCGUGUGAAAGCGAGCAGCCUACAUACGACAAUGUUGUUGAAUCAUCCAAUGGAGUGGAAGAGAUGAACUAUGAUGUGAUUGUCGAUCAGACUGAAUUGGACGAGAACAACUAUGGAGUAGUGAGACACACAGACAGUGGGAUCGGAAGUGGAGAGGCAAAGCCGGGAGAAUGGCUACCUAGCAACCUCCAGCCACAAGAUCCCUCGCCCUCAGAGCUGGACGAAGAUGGGCUGGUUGAAAACCCAAUGUAUCAUACCCAGCUGCCACGAGAGAGAGGAGGGUACAUGGCACUGUUGAAGCAGCAAGUAGCUGAAGAUGAGGACUCUCUGUACAGUAACAUUGUAAGGAGACAAUGACAGUGCUAACAUUUUAAGUUGCUUGCAUGCAUGUAUAACAUAACAGCACAGUCAUGCUUUUGAGCACAAAUGUUUUUAUUACAAGUAUAUAUAGCAUAAUUAUGCAUUUUUACCAGUGCACUCAUUAUUAUUUGCUCGUUCAAGUUUUUAUUGUUGACAUAGUUGAA
Molecule: messenger RNA, 1394 nt
Organism: Halichondria panicea
Lineage: Eukaryota; Metazoa; Porifera; Demospongiae; Suberitida; Halichondriidae
Exons: 5
Coding region: 1-1227 (408 amino acids)
Biological process (GO): regulation of apoptotic process
Molecular function (GO): protein binding
Source: RefSeq, a predicted model, not a curated record